CUAAGAACAGCAUCUGCAGCAACGGGACCUGAGAAGGAGGUUGGCCAGGCCCCUCCACCCUCAUGCUCCAGGGCAGGCGCUGGGUCCAGCCGGGUCAAGAAGGAAUCUCUGCCCUGUAGAUUUGGGCUCAAGAUUGCAGAGAAACCACCUGAUGGAGACGACUGCAUCACCUGGCUCAGGCUUGGUGUAACGUUGGUGACAGCGGUAAGGGGGCUCCCACUGCCCCCUCAUGGCAUCUGCUCUCACCAUCCUCCUCCUCGGCUGCUGGCUGGCCGGGCGGAGUGGGAUGUUGGGAGAGGGGUCCUACCCCAAACCCUCCAUCUCCGUCAGCCCCAGUGGGGUGAUCCCCGUGGGGGGAAACGUCACCAUCCGGUGCUGGCAUCAGCUCCUGGACAUGAGGAUCCUCCUCUACAAGGAUGAAGAUGAGAAUUAUCUGACUUACACAGACCCUGCCGGCUCUGAGGCUGAAUUUCCCAUCACCAGAGCCAGACGGGAACACGGGGGCAGCUACACCUGUCGUUAUACUGAUAGAACAGGAGAAGUUGUCUACUCGGAGCCCAGCGACCCUGUGCAGAUCGUUGUAGCAGCCCCUCGCCCCGCCCCGAUGGAUGCUGGUUCUAGUCCCGCAGGGGAAACCGACCCGACCCAGCCUGGAGCGGCGCCAGCUCCCACCCACCCGGGCAGGGCGGGGCCAGCAGGCCCCCCAGGGCGCCCGGAUUUCACCCACACCAACAUCGCUCGCCUGGGGCUGGGCGCCGUGGUCCUGCUCGUCCUGGGGCUGAUCCUGGCCGAGGCCUAUUACAGCCGGCGUGAAUUUCUCAAACCCACCCUCUGGGUGAGCCCCAGCAGGGUGGUGGCGCUCGGGGGAAGCGUCACCAUCCGCUGUGAGGGUCAGGACCCGGGCAUGGAGUUCUUUCUGCGUAAAACUGGACACUGGAACCCGCAAGUCCGGACGGUGCGUGAUGGGCCCGUGGCUGAAUUUCCCAUCCCCAGUGUCGGCCGGGAAGAUCGAGGGAGCUACACCUGCGAAUAUCGCUCUGAAACGGAACCGAGUCACUGGUCGUAUCCCAGCGACCCCGUCGAGAUCAUUGUAGCAGAGCCCAGCUACCCCAAACCCAGCAUCUCCCUGAGACCCAGCGGGGGAGUCUCCCUGGGGGGAACUGUGGCCGUCCAGUGUCGGGGGCUGCGCCGGGGCGUGCGGUUCGUGCUGAAUAAAGAGCGACGCGAUUUCCCAUCUGUGGAUUCGGACGGGUUUGAGGCUGAGUUUCCCAUCAGCAACGUGAGCCGGGAGGACGGCGGGAGCUACAGCUGCUCCUAUCACAGGAGAUCGGAGCCGUUGGCCGUGUCGGACCCCAGCGACCCCGUGGAGCUGACCCUCACAGUGGCUCGGUGCCAAUGGGUCGCUCAGAGCCAGGCUCUGUCCUGA
This is a messenger RNA of Mauremys reevesii (Reeves's turtle), 1426 nucleotides long. Its product is annotated as immunoglobulin superfamily member 1-like. The coding region runs from base 230 to 1426 and encodes 398 amino acids. The transcript has 9 exons. Lineage: Eukaryota; Metazoa; Chordata; Testudines; Geoemydidae. The record is from RefSeq and is a predicted model, not a curated record.